This is a messenger RNA of Pelodiscus sinensis (Chinese soft-shelled turtle), 2202 nucleotides long. Lineage: Eukaryota; Metazoa; Chordata; Testudines; Trionychidae. The record is from RefSeq and is a predicted model, not a curated record.
CAUACCCCAAAGGCCCUGGGUCCACACAAGCUGUGCAUGCUCUGAGAGAAAGUACUGUACAGGCCCUCACACUCCAUGGUACACCACUGCCCAACAUCUUCCAGCAGCUGUUAAUUUGUCUCCAAAGCAAAAUCAGCCUGUUAUUUGCUUCGCUAGCUCUCUCCUUUCCGGCUCCUUUUCUGCCUUCUGUUGGGCCAGAGCUGGAAUAGCCAGGGGCUGCAGGCUGAGACUGAGGGGCACCAGCAAAGCUGGGGCGAGGGGCAAGACUGGGAUAUUGGGACUAUGGGUUGGGGUUGAGGGACAUCAGCAGAGCUAGUGGGGGAAGCCCAGGGCUGGACGAGCAGGUGGCUCUGAGGCAGGGCUGUCAUGGGACACGGGUACAGGUUGCGAUUGAGAGGCACCGGCUGGGGUGAGAUGGGGGGGAGCGCAUGGCUGGGAGGGGGCGGAGGUUGGGUUGGAAGUGAGAGACAUCAGCAGAGCUGCAGGGGGAAGGAUGAGAGCGGAGAUGAAAUGCACAGAGAGCAGCUUCCUGUCUGGAUUCAUGGAAUGCAUUAAAGACCUCACCCCACCCCCCACCACACACACCAGAGACUCGGACUGGUAAUGGAUGGGCUAGGAAGCCCCACCUUUCCUUGAUGGCAUCAUUGCAAGGGGGGAGGGGAAGAGUUUAUUAAAGGGGUCCUUUGGCUCCAGGCUGCCCAGAGUAGCUGCAGGGCACAGGAAGACUCCAUUCCCGCUGCCCAUCUUAAAGGGACAGCCUUUCCAAUUAGCGCUGGGCAUCCAUUGCCCCUGGGGCGCCCCUUGCCCCCUAGUAUCGAGUCUGCUCUGGGCUGGCGGGCCCUGCCCCUGAUGCCCAUGCUCUCCUCCGGCAUGAACUGCGUGGCUGAUUUCUUCACCUAUGAGACCACCAAGUCGGUGGUGGUCAAGAGCUGGACCGUUGGUGUGAUCAACCGGGUUGUGCAGCUGCUCAUCAUCUCGUACUUCAUCGGCUGGGUGUUUCUCCAUGAGAAGGCGUACCAGGUGCGGGACACCUCUAUUGAGUCCUCCGUGGUGACCAAGGUCAAGGGCUUCGGCAAAUACACCAACCGAGUCAUGGACACGGCAGACUACGUUACGCCCCCGCAGGGGACGUCCGUCUUCGUGAUCAUCACCAAGCAGAUUGUCACGGAGAACCAAGUCCAAGGCUUUUGUCCUGAGAGCGAAGCCAAGUACAGCUGUGUGUCUGACAGCGACUGCCAGAGGCCUGCGCUUCCAUCCGCAGGGAUCCUGACGGGCCGGUGUGUGAACUACAGCAGGAGCCUGCGGACCUGUGAGAUCCAGGGCUGGUGCCCAGCCGAGGUGGACACUGUCCAGGCGCCCAUCAUGCUGGAGGCAGAGAAUUUCACCCUCUUCAUUAAGAACAGCAUCCGCUUCCCGCUCUUCGACUUCGAGAAAGGUAACCUGCUGCCCAACCUGACGGCCCAGGACAUCCGGACGUGCCGCUUCCACCCGGUCACCCAGCCCUUCUGCCCCAUCCUGCGCCUGGGCGACAUCGUCCACUUCGCCGGCCAGGACUUCGCCAAGCUGGCUUCCACAGGGGGAAUUCUGGGGAUUAAGAUCGGGUGGGUGUGCGACCUGGAUCGCUCAUGGGACCAGUGCGUGCCGAGCUACGCCUUCACCCGCCUCGACAGCGUCUCCGAGAAGAACAGCGUCUCUCCUGGCUACAACUUCAGGUAUGCCAGGUACUACAGGCGGGAGAACGGCACUGAGUACCGGACCCUGAUGAAGGCUUUUGGCAUCCGUUUCGACGUGCUGGUCUACGGGAACGCUGGGAAAUUCAACAUAAUCCCAACCCUGAUCAACACGGUGGCAGCCUUCACCUCCGUUGGGGUGGGCACUGUGCUGUGCGACAUCAUCCUCCUCAACUUCCUCAAGGGCGCAGAGCAGUACAAGGCGAAGAAGUUCGAAGAGGUGACGGACCUGACCCUGCGCCACAGCCCUGUGUACAGGAGCAGCCAGGGGCUGGGAGGCCGGAACGCCGAGAAACAAUCCACCGACUCCGGGGCCUACUCCAUCGGCCUCUAGUGCCCCGGAUCGGGGCAGGGGCCUCUUUUGUACUGUCCCCUCCUGGGAGCCUCUGCGUCUCCCACCCAGAGUCUCCCUCAGCGCAGAAAUCUCUCCUCCCGCACGUCCUCCUGGGCGCACUGCCGCCUCCCUCCAGAA